AUGCACAAGGCCCUGCGGCGGCAGCCAUGGACCUGCCCCAGAUGCCUGCGCAAGCAGCACAGAUUCAAUUCUACUGCCGCCGGCAUAGCCGUGGCCGACGAUAACACCUUCGACGCUACCCACCUACCCGCGUCUUCCUCCUCCAAGAGCGGCAGUGACAAUGCUCUCCUUCGUGAGAUUUUCAAUCAAAAGACCCUCUCAAAGACCUCAUCCACACAGAGCUCGGGCUUGAUAGGAAACACGUUCCUGACCCUUCCACAAGGCUUUCAAAAGUUUGCAGAGGCUUCUGUGAUACAAUGCAAGAGAUUGGUAGACAGGACGCUCGCCGCCUCCACGGCCGAGCAAUACAGAGCCAUACCUAGGGAUCUUGAUAGACUCAGCGACUUGCUUUGUCGAGUCAUAGAUCUCUCCGAUUUCAUCAGGAGCAUUCACCCGAGUGACGAUGUCGCCGCCUCGGCAUCCGCCUCAUAUUCGCUGAUGUUCCAGUACAUGAAUGAGCUCAAUACAACCACUGGCUUAAACAAGCAGCUGAAAAAGGCCUGGGAUAUGCCAGAGGUUCGGACGCAAUGGAGCGAAGAGGAGAAAAUGGUUGCCCUGCUCCUGAUGAGGGAUUUCGCGAAAUCAGGCAUCCACCUCCCCGAAAAACAGAGACGACAGUUUGUCUCGUUGUCGAACGACAUCGUACAGCUGGGAACCGAUUUCAUCAAUCAGAUGGAUCAUGCAAGGGAGUAUGUGCCAUUUACCGUACGCCAGUUGGAUGGUAUAGAUCCAACCUUGGUUCAAGGUUUCAAAAACCACGAACGAGCACAGAUUCCAGUGUCGAGUAAGUGGUCCAAAAUGGUUCUUAGCUCUGUCAAAGACGCCGCAACGAGGAAAGAAAUGUACAUUGCUGAGAGAAGCGCCUCCAAGAAGACCAUUGCGACACUUGAGCAACUGCUCCUCCGUCGUGCCCAGCUUGCCAAACUCACAGGCUUUGACAACUUUGCACAGAUGACCCUCAUAGAGAAAAUGGCCAAGACACCAGAGGCUGUGAACAACUUUCUGGAAUCAGUCAAUGCGAAUAACAAGAUACAUGUGCAGAAGGAGCUUGCUCCAUUAUUGGCGCUCAAGCGUAAGGUGGAGCAAGGCGCUGAAGAAUUGAAUCCGUGGGAUCACCACUAUCUCCUCUCAAAGCUUGAUCAACUAGAGGGCGCUUCGGGACCUCGCAGGUCAAAGUCACGCUUGCAGGAAAGUGCCAAAUUUUACUUUGCCCUCGGCCAUGUGAUGCAGGGCCUGUCCAGCCUGUUCGAGUCUCUUUAUGGAGUUCGUUUUGUAUCAAAGGAAACCAAGCAAGGUGAAGUCUGGCAUCCCGACGUUAGACGGUUGGACGUCCACACGGACAAGCAGGAACAUAUUGCCACCAUGUAUUGUGAUUUGUUCUCGCGACCGGGGAAACAGAGCCAUCCCGCCCACUUCACACUUCUCUGCUCUCGAGAAAUCUCGGAGGAAGAGGUCCGCGAAUGCGCUGAACGCGAUGAGCCACUGAAUAACGGCAUGCCGACAUUUCUCAGUACCAACCCGACUUCAGGCGCGACUUCUCAUCACCAAAUCCCCAUCAUCGCUCUAGUAUGCGGCUUCCCACAAUCCAGCGUACCGGGCGAACCUGCACUCCUCUCUCAAUACAGUCUCGUCUCGCUAUUCCACGAAAUGGGCCAUGCGAUCCACAGCGUCCUAGGCCGCACCUCCAUGCAAGGCAUAUCAGGAACCAGAGUCGCGACCGAUUUCUCCGAACUGCCCUCUGUCCUGAUGGAAAACUUCGCCACCAACCCGGCGGUAUUGAAACUUUUCGCGAGACACUGGAAGACCGAUGCACCCAUGCCCGACGAGAUGCUGACCGUCCUUGCUGAAGAAGGGUCCAAAGAAGCUUCGAGACAAGGCGCGUGGAACAACGAGAGCCAGAUCCUCAUGAGUAUCUUGGAUCAGGUGUACCAUGGAGACGGCCCAGUUCAAGCCCUACGGAGCGGACGCUACGAUUCCACCGCUGUGUAUUACGACGUCUGGAACAAGCACGGCUCCGUGCCCGAACCCUGGGGCACCUCGUGGCAAGGGUUCUUCGGCCACCUCCACGGCUACGGCGCGAGUUACUACUCGUAUCUUUUCGACACGGCGAUCGCGCGACGCGUCUGGACAAAUGUUUUUAGGGGUGGUGAGGACAAUGGCGCCAUUGAUCGUGCAAGCGGAGAGAGGUUCAAAGAGGAGGUUCUCAAGUGGGGUGGUGGAAGGGAUCCAUGGCUCUGCCUUGAGGGAUUGCUCGGAGAGGGGAAGGGCGUGUUGGCGGAGGGCGGAGAGGAGGCCAUGUUGGAGGUCGGAAGAUGGGGUGUGGGUGUCGCUGCUGGCACUCUCGACUGA
Fonsecaea multimorphosa CBS 102226 is the source of this 2388-nucleotide messenger RNA. RefSeq lists its product as uncharacterized. Gene Ontology annotation, cellular component: mitochondrion. Gene Ontology annotation, biological process: peptide metabolic process. The record is from RefSeq and is a predicted model, not a curated record. Lineage: Eukaryota; Fungi; Ascomycota; Eurotiomycetes; Chaetothyriales; Herpotrichiellaceae. Gene Ontology annotation, molecular function: metalloendopeptidase activity. The transcript has a single exon. Bases 1 to 2388 code for a protein of 795 amino acids.